AAAAAUGCGGGUCAGGGUCCGUAUUCACUUGGUUCCCGCCUCUGCAAAAAUUGGUAGUGAAUUAUACUCUUGCCUGUUCGUAGAAAGCCCUCUGAUCUAAGAGAUGACUAAGAUAUGCAUAUCCUGAUGCACUUUUUCCUUUUCAAUGAUUCUAUAAGGUUUGACGAUCUGUGGGUUUAAUUCAAUGAUUAUUAUAUUUUUUUAUCGAGGUUGUCUAAUUGGUGAAGUGGGUUUUCUUUUUGGUAAAUUUGGGUUGUAGAUUAUUUUUUGUUUUCUGAAGUUGAUAGCGUUUAUAGGUUCUGUUUCCUUGCUAUUAGAAGAAUGAUGAGUGGAGAUAACUUCACUGAAGGGGUUUCCAAAAAGCGUGUUGUUUUGGGAGAUCUGACCAAUUGUCCCAUUGAAAGAGAGUUUUCAUCAGUUUCGAAUGAUGUGCGGCUUAAAUCUGGAGAUGGGUAUGGUAAAAGACUGGUCACUGAAGAUGAGGAUUCACGUUGUGCAAAACAAGUGUGUUUAGGAGUCGAAAAUUUGGUCAAAGAGAAAUGUAAAACCAAAUUUGGGAUUGAUAAUAGUAGCGAGAAAGGUUUGUUUCUCAUGGAAGAUAAGCAACCUAGCGAUUCAUCACCUACUGAUAGCGAUAUUGAUACCUCGCAGGAGAAUACUGUUUCCAUAAUCUCACAUAGACCUAAUGAAAAUAAGGAAACAUCUCUCUUGUUAGAUGGCGGCGUCAAUGUUCUUAAGAGUGUUACAUUGACACAGAGUGUUGGGGAAGGUGGGGAUGCAUCGAGAGAUAGUAGUGCGUCUACUGGUUCAAUGCCUACAAACUCGUCGUCUUGCAAGAAAGAUAGUGAUGAUGAAGGGAGACUCACUUCUGAUGUAAAGCAAAGCAAUCCGGAAGGUCAUGUUGGUACAGGUGUUGACAAGGAUCUUGGUGUUGGUAUAUUGGCCAGUAGUAAAUAUGGGCCCGUUGAGUGGUCAAGGUUGCCCAAGUCACAGGGCUCCAAAUCAUAUGAGUUGGAUAGGUGCACGGCUCUUAAAGGUAAUGGUUGUGCUAAUUUGAGUGCAGGUGCUGACUUGAUGAAAGCUUGCUCUUGUUCUUUUUGCUUGAAAGCUGCUUAUAUUUGGUCAGACCUCCAUUACCAGGAUAUUAAAGGACGAACAGCUGCAUUAAAGAAGAGUCAGAAAGAAGCAAGCAUCUUGGUUAAUAAAUAUGCCAGGGGAAAGCAGACUGACAUCCAUAGCCAAGGGAACUCCAACAAAUCCUCAAAAUUGGAGUCUGACCUCACGACUCAAUGGAGGUCUCUCUUUCAUCAUAUGGAGGAUAUAUUUGUUCAUGAAAACAACCAGCUUCAAGCCAACUUUGUUGCACUAAAAGAUUUAAGAGAAAAUUGCAAGAUGGAUUUAGAAAGGACCACUGGGAUGCCUUCUGACAACUGAGUGAUAUUUGUUCCUCUGAUGAUUGUAAGACAUUCUUGUCAGACCAGUUCUAGAAACUUGUGCAUGCAUGUAGACACACCACCCCAGUAUUUGUGUGCGCACAUGUUUCCGAUUUGUUGUUUAGAGAGUUCUUUGUAGUCUUAUCAUUGUCACAGUAGCUGUAUUAUACCGUGCAUCGAUUGUAAUGCUUGUCGUUGCAGUACUAUCUGCGUUAGCAAGAAUUUCCAUUAUGGAAAAUGAAAGUUGUGGUUUUUAUCC
This is a messenger RNA of Hevea brasiliensis (rubber tree), 1692 nucleotides long. RefSeq lists its product as uncharacterized. The coding region runs from base 322 to 1434 and encodes 370 amino acids. The record is from RefSeq and is a predicted model, not a curated record. The transcript is spliced from 5 exons. NCBI's taxonomy places the organism in Eukaryota, Viridiplantae, Streptophyta, Magnoliopsida, Malpighiales, Euphorbiaceae.